UCUUCUCACUCAUUUCAUCUUCUUCUCUUUCUCGAAUUUGUCUUUGCAGUGGUAGAGAGAAGAUUCUUCCUUGUCCCGUUUUUGUUCUCAGAUCGAACUUCCUUUCUGGAAUUUUUUCUCUUUUCUUUCCUUUUCUUAUAACUAAAGAGAAAUUCCGGGGAAAAAACUGAGAAAUGGGUCACGGAGGAGAAGGUGUGUCGCUUGAAUUUACUCCGACGUGGGUCGUCGCCGGAGUUUGUACGGUAAUCGUCGCGAUUUCUCUUGCGGUGGAGCGUUUGCUUCAUCAUUUCGGUACUGUUCUUAAGAAGAAGAAGCAAAAACCCCUUUACGAAGCCCUUCAAAAGGUUAAAGAAGAGUUGAUGUUGUUAGGGUUCAUAUCGUUGCUACUGACGGUGUUCCAAGGAUUCAUCUCCAAAUUCUGUGUGAAUGAGGAUGUGCUUAUGCAUAUGCUUCCAUGUUCAAAGGAUGCUAAACUUGAAGCUGAACAUAAAAACGUAACAGCAACAGAACAUUUUCAGACUUUUCUUCCUAUUGUUGGAACCACUAGGCGUUUACUGGCUGAACAUGCUGCUGCUGCAGCUGGUUACUGUAGCCAAAAGGGUAAAGUACCACUGCUUUCUCUUGAGGCGUUGCACCAUCUACAUAUCUUCAUCUUCGUCCUCGCGAUAUCCCAUGUCACGUUUUGUGCUCUCACCGUUGUGUUUGGAAGCACGAGGAUUCACCAAUGGAAGAAAUGGGAAGAUAUGAUUGCAGACGAGAGUUUUGACCCUGAAGCAGCUCUUAAGAAAAGAAGGGUUACUCAUGUACACAACCAUGCUUUUAUCAAAGAGCAUUUUCUCGGCAUUGGUAAAGAUUCAGUUAUCCUUGGAUGGACGCAAUCAUUUUGCAAGCAAUUCUAUGGAUCUGUGACGAAAUCAGAUUACGUGACCUUGCGCCUUGGUUUCAUUAUGACGCAUUGUAAGGCAAACCCCAAGCUUAAUUUCCACAAGUACAUGAUGCGUGCUCUUGAGGAUGAUUUUAAACAAGUAGUUGGUAUUAGUUGGUAUCUUUGGAUCUUCGUCGUCAUCUUCUUGCUGCUAAAUAUUAAUGGAUGGCACACGUAUUUCUGGAUAGCAUUCAUUCCCUUCAUUCUGCUUAUUGCUGUGGGAGCAAAGUUGGAGCAUGUGAUUUCACAGUUAGCUCACGAAGUUGCAGAGAAACAUGUAGCAAUUGAAGGAGAGUUAGUGGUGAAACCAUCAGAUGAGCAUUUCUGGUUCAGCAAACCACAAGUUGUUCUCUACUUGAUUCAUUUUAUCCUCUUCCAAAAUGCUUUCGAGAUUGCGUUUUUCUUUUGGAUUUGGGUUACAUAUGGCUUUGACUCAUGCAUUAUGGGGCAGGUGAGAUACAUUGUUCCAAGAUUGGUUAUCGGGGUCUUCAUUCAAGUGCUCUGUAGUUACAGUACACUGCCUCUUUACGCCAUUGUCUCACAGAUGGGAAGUAACUUCAAGAAAGCUAUCUUCGAGAAGAAUGUGCAGGUUGGUCUUGUUGGUUGGGCACAGAAAGUGAAGAACAAGAGAGACCUAAAAACUGCAGCUAGUAAUGGGAACGAAGGAAGCUCUCAAGGUGGUUCUGGUUCUGGUGGUAUUGGUGCAGGUUUUGCAGGAAUCCAGCUCAGCAAAUUAACAAAAAACAACGCAGGGGACAAACAAAAUGAAAAUGAGAUUACACCUGAUCAUAACAAUUGAGUAGUGAUAAUUAUCCUUCUUUGAGAAGGCUCAUCAUCAGAUUUUAGCUUCAAGGUCCGGUUUUAUUGUUUUACGUAAACCAUAGUGACUCGAUUUGUUUUUGUUUGUUUACAAAGUUUACCAUUAUUUUGAGUUGUAUAUGUAUAUUGUUUGGUAACAUUGUAGGGAGGGUGUUCAAUGUAGUUUUUCAGUUGGAUUCCGGUUCAA
Molecule: messenger RNA, 1931 nt
Organism: Eutrema salsugineum
Lineage: Eukaryota; Viridiplantae; Streptophyta; Magnoliopsida; Brassicales; Brassicaceae
Product: MLO-like protein 1
Exons: 12
Coding region: 174-1724 (516 amino acids)
Biological process (GO): defense response
Cellular component (GO): membrane
Source: RefSeq, a predicted model, not a curated record